AUGUCUCGCUCAAUCGCCUCCGACGUCAAUAGACCUCCUUCUCGAAUUCAACUCCCUGAUGAAAACCAUGACCCUUUUCACCUCCGGACCGCUCCUCCGUCACCGUCUGCCUACCGUCGGGGUUAUGGCUUGGUACCUGAAGAACCCCACUCGGGGUAUCAGUCCUUAGGGGAAUUCGGAGAGACGAGUAGUCUUUUAGGGAAAUUGCAGGACAAUCCUACCGGAUCUCGAGGCCGUUCGUACGCCACGAUUAACGACAGACAUAACCUGGCAGCAGGGAGUCUGCGCCGUUCGAGACACCCCAGUUGCGCGAACUCGCAGGUCCGCCGGUAUGCCAGUCGACGAGCUAGUAUGGAUACAGAGCGUCCGGAAAGUGUGGCGCCAUCGCUUAAGGACCCGCUGACUGCGUCUUUCAUGGAUCAGCGGGCGUGGUACGAUCAGUUUACGUCUACCGAUUGGGUUCAUGAUAGCAUUGCCGACAAUGCUCGUCUCCGCCAACUGCGACAGAGGAAGGAUAUCCGCGGUCGGCUUCUAGCUCGAGUUGACGGUGCUCAGGGAUGGAUUUUGGUCGCGGUUAUCGGUUGCAUCAUGGCUGCUCUUGCAUAUUUGGUGGACAUAUCGGAUGGGUUCGUUUUUGAUCUCAAGGAAGGGUUCUGCACGACGAGAUGGUUCCACAGUCGGAGCAGUUGUUGUCGCGGGAACAUGGACUGUAACGAGUGGUAUUCUUGGUCGUCCAUCAUGAGUCCUAUGCGUCAGAAUAACGAGUGGGUGAAUUUCGGCAUGUUUGUGCUCUGGGUGGUGGUCUUGUCGGUCGUCUCGUGCUCACUGACCCUCUUGACCAAGACGGUUGUGCCGUCCACCGUCUCCCUGGCGACCCUCGAUGAGAACCUCGGGGCAGACUCGUCGCGUGGCAGAAGGUCAGACGUAGGUAGCCACAGCCCCGAGUCCUCGUCGAGCCUUUGCGCUCUCCCCUCUGUUCCUCCGUCGCGUCCGGCCAAGGUCUAUUAUCCGGCUGCAGGGAGUGGCGUGGCUGAGGUCAAGGUAAUUAACAGUGGGUUCGUCCUACACGGCUAUCUGGGACUCCAGACCCUGGUUGUCAAGACCAUUGCUCUGAUCUUCAGUGUCUCUUCUGGCCUGAGUCUGGGCAAGGAAGGUCCUUACGUGCAUAUUGGUACAUGUGUUGGAAAUAUCUGCUGCCGGAUGUUCUCCAAGUACAACCUCAACGAUGGUAAACGUCGCGAGGUUCUGAGUGCCGCCGCGGCCAGUGGUGUGGCCGUAGCCUUUGGUGCACCGAUUGGAGGCGUUUUGUUCAGCUUGGAGGAGGUCAGCUACUACUUCCCUCCCAAGACCUUAUUCCGGACAUUCUUCUGUUGUAUCGCUGCCGCCCUGUCGCUCAAAUUCUUGAAUCCUUAUGGAACCGGUAAGAUCGUCCUGUUCGAAGUCCGCUAUCUGAGCGACUGGCAAAUCUUCGAGAUGAUCAUCUUUAUUUUCCUUGGUGUUCUCGGAGGUGCUGCUGGAGCGCUGUUUAUUAAGGCCUCCAAUCUAUGGGCCAAGUCAUUUCGCCGGAUUCCUGCCAUCAAGCGCUGGCCCAUGCUCGAGGUCGUUUUGGUCGCAGUGUUGACGGGAGUGAUCAGCUUCUGGAAUCGAUAUACCAAGCUGCCUGUUUCUGAGCUGUUGUUCGAACUGGCACGACCGUGUGACGACCCUGAAACGGAGAUUGCCACAGGGUUGUGUCCUCGUUCGGAGGGCAUCGGCGAGAUAAUCCGUUACCUUUCCGUGGCGUUCGUUAUCAAGAGUCUCCUAACCAUCGUGACUUUUGGCAUCAAGGUACCUGCUGGUAUCUAUGUGCCGUCCAUGGUUGUAGGUGGUUUGAUGGGCCGGAUCGUUGGCCAUGUUGUUCAGUACAUGGCUGUGGAGUAUCCCGAUUACCUCCCCUUCGCUGCUUGUCCUGCCUACACUGGCAUGGAGUCGUGUGUGACUCCUGGUGUGUAUGCGCUGGUCGCGGCUGGAGCUACGAUGUGCGGAGUAACCCGUCUUUCGGUAACUUUGCCAGUCAUCUUAUUUGAAUUGACGGGAAGUUUGAACCAUGUCUUGCCGUUUUCUGUAGCGGUUCUUUGUGCCAAGUGGACUGCGGAUGCCAUUGAGCCUCGCAGUAUUUACGACCUGCUGACGGACAUGAACUCCUACCCAUUUCUCGACAACAAACUGCAAACCUUAUCCGAUGCCGAACUCGGGGACAUCGUUCGACCCGUACGAAAGAACCGUGUCAUCGAUAUCUCCAGUUCACCCUGGGUACCAGCCACAGAAUUACGCGCGAAGCUCGAGAAUCUCCUCAUGGCCGGCGAGCUAGAUAGCGGCCUGCCUAUCCUUCGUCACGGCGUGUUGGCUGGGUUGAUUCCCGCGCCGGAUCUUGAGUAUGCGCUCGAUAAUGUGGUGGAUGAGGAGAAUGCGCUGUGUCUGAUGACUACGGAUACGUCGUCCUUUGGUGGCUCGGACGAUGAGGAUGAUGGCACGGCUGAUCGGGUUGAUUUUACGAGAUAUAUUGAUCCGGCUCCCAUUGCUCUCGACAUUCACUCCCCUAUAGACCUCGUUUAUCAAUGUUUUGCCAAGCUGGGCCUGCGGUACCUGGGUGUCCUUCAGGAUGGAUUGUACGUGGGCCUGGUACAUAAGAAAGCGUUCGUGAAGUUUCUUAAAGAGAACGAAUGA
This is a messenger RNA of Aspergillus glaucus CBS 516.65, 2706 nucleotides long. RefSeq names its product chloride channel protein. Gene Ontology annotation, biological process: chloride transport; transmembrane transport. Gene Ontology annotation, molecular function: voltage-gated chloride channel activity. Lineage: Eukaryota; Fungi; Ascomycota; Eurotiomycetes; Eurotiales; Aspergillaceae. Gene Ontology annotation, cellular component: Golgi apparatus; membrane; early endosome. The coding region runs from base 1 to 2706 and encodes 901 amino acids. The record is from RefSeq and is a predicted model, not a curated record. The transcript has 3 exons.